Messenger RNA from Prorocentrum cordatum, 573 nucleotides. The record is from the annotation of a GenBank genome assembly. Lineage: Eukaryota; Dinophyceae; Prorocentrales; Prorocentraceae.
AUGAAGCUGGCCGCCCUGUGCGCCACGGCGCUGCUGGCCCGUGCCGUCGGCAGCCGCGUGCGCGCCCGCGCACGGCAGGAGCCGGACACCGCCUGCGGCAAGGGCUUCGACGAGCUGGUCCCGGGCUCGAAGGACCCGGACUACUUUGCCACCGCCUCCGUGGAGCUCUUCCCGGGCCGGAGCGACAACGCCACCUUCGCCACCGAGCUGCAGUGCUGGUUCGCCCACAUGGUCACGCAGUCCUGCGGCGGGCUGCCCUCCCAGGCGGCAGAGAGAAAGAAGAAACUGACAGAGGCGUGCACGGCGAUUCCCGUCGACUGGCAGGUCGUUUGGAAGAUGUUCAGCACCGAGGAGGUGGACUACUUCAAGAGGGAGUACCCCGCCAAGGACCCCAGCGAGGAGGGCGGCAUGGAAGCGGCCACGAAGGUGAACACGAAUGCGCCCGGCGAGAGCCCCAUAGCCUACAAGCAGGCCAUGGAGACCGUCAAGCAGGCAGUCGAGGUGCUCUGCCUCACCCUCUUCACCAUCGACGACGAGUGCGUGAAGCACGAGUACAUCCGCCUGGCGAAGUGA